AUGGAUCUAAAUGAAAAGGAAACAGUAAGCCGGGAAUGCUUAGGAUGCAUUUGUGAGGCUGCGUCUGGCUGUAAUACGACACUCGGCUGUACUGGUGAUAUAUGUGGAGCUUUCCAUAUUACAUGGGGUUACUGGGCUGACGCUGGUAAACCGACCCUUCCUGGAGUAUCUAAUACCGAUUUAAAUGCUUAUUCUAGUUGUGCAAAUAACGUACAAUGUGCUGGACUUAUUGUAGAAGGAUAUAUGAAAAAAUACGCUAAGGAUUGUGAUAAUGACGGAGUAAUUAACUGUAAUGAUUAUGUUCGCAUUCAUUAUCUUGGUGCAUCUGGCUGUUCUGGAGCUCUGGAGUCCAAAUAUGAAAACGCAUAUAAUAACUGUCAACAAAUCUUUAUUUAAUUUUAUAUAUUUUUUUUUAAUAUACGAAUGUACCUAU
Molecule: messenger RNA, 433 nt
Organism: Ceratosolen solmsi marchali
Lineage: Eukaryota; Metazoa; Arthropoda; Insecta; Hymenoptera; Agaonidae
Product: lysozyme 2
Exons: 4
Coding region: 1-396 (131 amino acids)
Molecular function (GO): lysozyme activity
Source: RefSeq, a predicted model, not a curated record